AUGCUCAUCAUCCUCGGUGUCAUUUCCUCAGCUGCUGCAGGAUUCCGUUCCAUUGCUGAAAAUGAAGACGCCCUCCUCAGACGCUUAUUCCAAGGUUAUCAGAAAUGGGUUCGCCCUGUAUUAAAUUCUAAUGACACCAUAAAAGUAUAUUUUGGAUUGAAAAUAUCUCAGCUCGUAGAUGUGGAUGAAAAGAAUCAACUGAUGACAACAAAUGUGUGGCUCAAACAGGAAUGGACAGACCACAAGUUACGCUGGAAUCCUGAUGAAUAUGGUGGAAUUCAUUCAAUUAAGGUUCCAUCGGAAUCUCUCUGGCUUCCUGACAUAGUUCUCUUUGAAAAUGCAGAUGGACGUUUCGAAGGCUCCCUCAUGACCAAAGUUAUAGUGAGAUCUAACGGCACUGUCAUUUGGACCCCUCCCGCCAGUUACAAAAGUUCGUGCACCAUGGACGUCACGUUUUUCCCAUUCGACCGACAGAACUGCUCCAUGAAAUUUGGAUCCUGGACUUACGAUGGUACCAUGGUUGAUCUCGUUUUGAUAAAUGAAAAUGUUGACAGAAAAGACUUCUUUGAUAACGGAGAAUGGGAAAUACUCAAUGCAAAAGGGAUGAAGGGCAACAGGAGAGACGGCUCUUACUCCUAUCCGUUCAUCACUUACUCCUUUGUCCUGCGCCGCCUGCCCCUGUUCUACACCCUCUUCCUGAUAAUCCCCUGCCUGGGGCUGUCUUUUCUGACAGUGCUCGUGUUCUAUUUGCCUUCUGAUGAAGGAGAAAAGCUUUCCCUAUCAACCUCUGUUCUGGUUUCCCUGACAGUUUUUCUUUUAGUAAUUGAGGAAAUAAUUCCAUCUUCCUCAAAAGUCAUUCCUCUCAUUGGGGAGUACCUGCUGUUCAUUAUGAUUUUCGUAACCCUGUCGAUUAUCGUUACUGUUUUUGUGAUUAAUGUUCACCACAGAUCUUCUUCCACUUACCAUCCCAUGGCCCCCUGGGUUAAGAGGCUCUUUCUGCAAAAACUUCCUAAAUUGCUUUGUAUGCAGGACCACAUGGAUCGCUACUCUUUCCCAGACAAGGAGGAAAGUCAACCAGUGGUGAAGGGUAAAGUUCUAGAAAAAAGGAAACAAAGACAGAUUAGCGAUGGAGAAAAAGUUCUUGUUGCUUUCUUGGAAAAGGCCGCUGAUUCCAUCAGAUACAUCUCAAGGCAUGUGAAGAAAGAGCAUUUCAUCAACCAGGUAGUACAGGACUGGAAGUUCGUCGCCCAAGUUCUGGACCGAAUCUUUCUGUGGCUCUUUCUGAUAGUGUCAGUUACAGGCUCUGUUCUGAUUUUUACUCCUGCUUUGAAGAUGUGGCUACAUAGCUCCCACUAG
Messenger RNA from Hyaena hyaena (striped hyena), 1356 nucleotides. RefSeq names its product cholinergic receptor nicotinic beta 3 subunit (gene CHRNB3). Bases 1 to 1356 code for a protein of 451 amino acids. Gene Ontology annotation, cellular component: neuron projection; postsynaptic membrane; synapse. Gene Ontology annotation, molecular function: transmembrane signaling receptor activity; acetylcholine-gated monoatomic cation-selective channel activity. The transcript has 6 exons. The record is from RefSeq and is a predicted model, not a curated record. Lineage: Eukaryota; Metazoa; Chordata; Mammalia; Carnivora; Hyaenidae. Gene Ontology annotation, biological process: monoatomic ion transmembrane transport; regulation of membrane potential; chemical synaptic transmission.